Molecule: messenger RNA, 1327 nt
Organism: Mercenaria mercenaria
Lineage: Eukaryota; Metazoa; Mollusca; Bivalvia; Venerida; Veneridae
Exons: 1
Coding region: 7-930 (307 amino acids)
Source: RefSeq, a predicted model, not a curated record
CCCAGUAUGUAUACGUUUGAGAAAAACAAUAAAAUCCUGGAAUAUUUUCAAACGAAACAAGGUUCUCUCGGUGAUCUCCGACCAAAACAAAUAAGAAAUCGCCAGGUCAUGUCUCCAAGGCGUCUCCAAGAUUUAACACCAACUCUUACUGGAGAAGUCAGUGUAAAAUCUUCUACUGAUGGAAGUGAUUGUUGGAUCACAGGAAUGGUAGCUAUAGCUCCUGAUACACUUGUGUGUACUGAUUAUGACAAUUACUCGGUGAAGCUGAUUGAUACCAAAUCUGAUAAAACUACUUCUAAGCUCAAACUUUCAUCAGGGCCUUCGGAUUUAACAUACGUUUCAUACGAUCAGCUAGCAGUUACUGUGACCGACGAAAAGAAAAUAUGUUUCUUGUCCUUUAGAAGUGGUCUGUCAAAGACUCGCGACAUUGCUGUUGAUGGAAAGUGUCUUGGAAUAGCCUACAGGAAGAACAGUCUUGUUGUAUCUUAUUUCGAUCCUCCAAAAGUGGAGAUUCUGAGUCUUUGUGGGAAAGUUAUACAGAAGAUUGAUACUGACAGCAGUGGGAAGGCUUUAUUUAGGAAUCCGCGGUACGUAGCUGUAGACCAUGAUUGUUACUGUAUUUUCGUUUCUGAUUUCUUGGAUAAUUCAGUGACUAAGGUCACUACAUCAGGAAAGGUACUUAAUACAUACAAAGAUACAAACCUCUUGCACCAGAAAGGCAUUGCCGUUUACAGCGACGGGUCAGUGCUAGUUUGCAACUGUGGAAAAGACAAUUUACAUCUGCUGUCAUCAGAAAACAAGAAAACAAAGACUGUGCUGAACAAGUCAAAGAGUCCACAGGCCUUGUGCUUUAAUAGAGAAUCAGAUUCACUUUUUCUGAGUUUUCUCGGAUCAAAAUGUAACACAAUUCUCAAGUACAAGCUUACUUAAUCACCUUGCAUAGAAUGAUAGGAAUGAGCUGUUGUUGAAGAUAAGUCGUGAAAAGUUUUAAAUAUUUGAUUCAUCUGUAAUAAAUUAUGGCACGUAUUUCGUUUAUGCAACUUUUGAAUUGCAUGGUGUAUAUACACAGACAUCUUGUAUUAAAAAAAAAAUAAAGUUGUUUGUGAAGAUGACUUAGUAGAUGCGGUUAGGUUUUCUUGUACUGAUUGUUUGCCAAGAUUAAAAAGAAAUAAAUGCAUACGAACCUAUUUGUUCACAAUUGCCCUUGAAAAAUGUGGCCCAUUGAAGUUUUUCGUACAUAAAGAUUCUCUGGGCUAUAUUUCUAUGCAGAUGAUUUUAUUUCAACCAAACAAAAUUAUAGUACUAUCAAAUCUGUUCAAUGUGUAUU